Molecule: messenger RNA, 1268 nt
Organism: Notodromas monacha
Lineage: Eukaryota; Metazoa; Arthropoda; Ostracoda; Podocopida; Cyprididae
Source: the annotation of a GenBank genome assembly
AUGGCCAUGUUUACAUGGAAAGGCAGAUGGCUUUGUAGAUUUUGCAGUCCAAAAUCGGGCGAGACUGCUGUGCUGUUUGCCCUGAAGGUGUUGGUGGCCAGCUACUCGGUGUCGACGCUGGUGCACCUGAUGCCGGGUGUCGUGGUACCAUCCACUUGGGCCUACUGGCUGGAACUGGUGCUCAUCCAGAUCAUGGUGCCCAAUGCGAGUUUCAUCGGCCACUUGGCCGGCAUUCUCGUCGGCGUCCUUUUCGUCAAGGGCCCAUUGAAGCUGGUGAUGGACCUGCCGUACAUCCUGCUCACUGGUCGCAUGACUCCAGAUCCCCGGAUCGAGAUGCACGAGGACAUGGAAGAGAUGGACGUGUUGAUGCCGGACGAGGGCAAAAGGAGGCGGGAAUAUCGACACCGUUUGGAGAAGGAGAUCCAAGAUCGACAGCGAUUUCACGUGGUGUCGUCGUCGAUCUUUAGUCACGAUGACGAAGAUGCCGCUGCUGCUCAUAAUGCAGCAAUAAGGGGGUCAUCAUCGUCGUCGUCGUCGCGACUACGCAGCAAUUAUCCCCUAGCACCACCAUCAUCAGGUCCACCAUCAUUUUUGCGACUUGAUGAUCUUAUCGAGGGACCUAGAACUAUAAGGGGUGGAAAAGGGGGAGGAUUAAUGUGUGAUGGGGCGAAAGAGAGAGAGAAGGAGGGUGUGGAAGGGAAGAAUGUGUUGAGAACACAUGACUGGUUCAACGCCACUCCCAUUUUGUGGGCGGAGCAGGUGAUGCAGCAUUCCUGCAAUGCUGGUGCUGGACCAGCUGGUUUGGUGCAAGCCGGAGGUUGGUUCAGUGGCCCUUCUUACACAUACAGAAGUGGAGUUUCGGGCUUCAGAGAAAGAGAACAAGGGUCGAAUGGACAGGACGAGGAUCAAGAUCUGAAUGAAGCUCUAAGAAGGAGCCGGCAAGAUUAUGAAGCGGAAGAAGAAGAGCAGAGACAUUUGCAAGAGGCACUUCUGAGAUCGUCGACAACGAGGGGGGAUCCUCCGACGAUGAGUAGAUCACCAACGCUUGAGGACAUGGAGGAGUUGCGAAGACGAAGAUUGGCGAGAUUCCGCAAUUAGCGAGACCAUACUGUGUCUUCUUCAAUUCUUGAAGACUUCAUUUUUUUCUUUCUGAGAACUGAGAGUAAACAUGAAGAAUGAAAUUUGAUUUUUCGCUGCCAAGAGUCUGUGACAAAUUUUCCACCGAAGGUUUCGCAAAAGUUUGUGAAAUACAAUUUUGCUGAUUGAGA